AGUAAAACACCAUUUACGUGUGUUUCAAAAGACGAUACGUAAAUAAUGUGAGUUUUUGAAAAUAUCCCCGUUACUGUGGAUACAUGUUGUCUUUGUUAUGUGGCGUGAAUCUCUAAGUUAAACUAAGCAAACUCCUUUACCCAGCAACAAAAAAAGCUAAUACAUGAUUGGUACUGAUAGGGUCAGUGGGCGGGCAAUGGCGCAUAACCUGUUUAUCAAGUGCCACGAAAUACUUUCGAUUUAGUUUAGCGCGCUAAGCUAAGUCGAGCGGUCGUCAUAAACAUGAAGCUUCUAGUAUUUUUGCUAGCCCUGGCUGCUGUCUACUUGGAAGUGGGCUCCAGGUUCAGUCAACCAAAAGUUCAGGUCUACACCUACAACCCAGCAAAGUUUGGGGAGGAAAACACGGUGAUCUGUCAUGUGAGCGAAUUCCACCCCCCUGACAUCCGCAUCCAGUUGUUCAAGAAUGGAGAGGAGAUCAACAAGGCCGUCCAGACAGAUCUGAGCUUCAAGAAGAACUGGCACUUCCAUCUGACCAAGCACAUUGAGACUACACUUGUGCGAGGAGACAAGUUCAUGUGUAAAGUUCUCCACGGGACGUAUUCCGGAAAAGACUUCGACUGGGAGGCUAACAUGUAAGAGGAGGUCCAGUGAUCAGUGAAGCAAGAGAGAUGCAUCAUCCAGAAGAAAUAACACAGGAAUUGUACCUUUUAGUCGUACACAUACUGUAUUACUCGGUGACUGUAGUGGGACAUGAAAUGUUUUUUACUUGUUUGUCUUCCACCAUUUAAAUCACACCUUCGAUCAUUUUAAGGCAACUAUCACUUUUUCUAUAUAAAAUAAGGUCUGGGUCUAAUAGUACGUUCCAUUAACCUCGAAAGUUGGAGGUCAGAGCUCGGAAUGACGGCACAACCGAGUUAGAAGUGUUCCACUGCAACCACGAGUGAUGUGCCGUUGAUACUGAAAUAUCAAUACCAAUAUCGAUCCUAAAAUCAAAAUAUCGAUACUUUAAUAAUUUGAUAGCAUGUAUAUCAUUAACAGAAAAAAAAUUGUAAAGUAACUAAAUCAUUGAGAUCUUGACUAAAUGAAACGCAAUUGGUGGGAAAUACUUUUUUUCCCGCCUAGGUAAAUACUCAAUGCGCAUGCGCAGCUGCACACUGUGCUGUCACACAGUCUGUCAUUUCUUUAUUUAGGAAAAUUGCUUACAAUUAAAAUGAGUUACUAUGUAUUAUAAAACAGCAAACAUAUGUAUCCUUUCGUAGUAGGCUAUUUUUUGACAAAACAUACAGAGUUCAAUAUAAAUAAGUUACGCAUUCAGUGCAGAAUAAUGCCAUCAUUUGUUUUUUGCAUGUGAUUUUAUAUCGUUCGAUGAUGACUCCUCAAAAGCAGCAACACUUGAAAUAUACUGCUUGUAAAAUUUUACCAGACGUUGUAGUAGGUAUAUUCACGCAAUUUCGCAAAGUAUCAGUAUUGAAUCAGUUUCGCGAAUACCAGCCUGAAUUUUACUUGGUAUCGGAUUGGAAAGAAAAUCACUGGUAUUGAACAUCACUAGCAACCAUAUCAUAUCCCCAUUUUGGGAUGAAUAAAAGUCUAUCCUAUCCUAGAAACAACUUACGGAAAAAUAUGCACGCCUUUUGCAAUCGUCAAACAUGGCGGAUGAAGAGGAAACACAGACACCAUUGAUAGCAAUGUAGAACGUGUAAAAUACAUGGAAAAAAUGUAAUUUACACUACAGUAAAAUUACCAUAUAUACAUGUCCUAGAAUAAAUUGUAUGUGGCUGAUUUACUGUAACAAAAGAUACUCAGAAGUACUAAUAAUGGAUAUUACAGAAACUUUUAAUUGUUUAGAAUCAGAGCAACCAUCUUUGAAGCCAACACGGUUGGUGAGGACUCUCCGACUUUCUGAGUAGGAUAUCCAACCUGUGGGGGGUUCCAAUUAAACAUUUCCAACUAGGACCUCAAAAUUCAGACUUUCCAGUACAAAUGGAACGCACCAUAAGGAAACAGUUAAAUGUUAGCCAACAUAAUCAGUUUGGAAAACAAGUAACACACAUUGUAAGUUUGUUUUUGCACUUUUGCGCUGUUCUAAAUAUCUUGAUUUGUAAAAUAAACACAUUUAAAUAAUGUA
Entelurus aequoreus (snake pipefish) is the source of this 2125-nucleotide messenger RNA. RefSeq names its product beta-2-microglobulin-like. The record is from RefSeq and is a predicted model, not a curated record. NCBI's taxonomy places the organism in Eukaryota, Metazoa, Chordata, Actinopteri, Syngnathiformes, Syngnathidae. Gene Ontology annotation, biological process: positive regulation of T cell activation; peptide antigen assembly with MHC class II protein complex; antigen processing and presentation of exogenous peptide antigen via MHC class II. Gene Ontology annotation, molecular function: MHC class II protein complex binding. Gene Ontology annotation, cellular component: MHC class II protein complex. The transcript is spliced from 3 exons. Bases 283 to 636 code for a protein of 117 amino acids.